This is a messenger RNA of Acanthosepion pharaonis, 819 nucleotides long. NCBI's taxonomy places the organism in Eukaryota, Metazoa, Mollusca, Cephalopoda, Sepiida, Sepiidae. The record is from the annotation of a GenBank genome assembly.
AUGUGUGUCUGUAUCUAUCUAUCUAUCUAUCUAUCUAUCUAUCUAUCUAUCUAUCUAUGUAUGUAUUUAUCUAUCUAUCAAUCUAUCUAUAGAUAUGCCUCAAGCUAUAGAUUUUUGUCUGUCUAUCUAUCUAUCUAUCUAUCUAUCUAUCUAUCUAUCUAUCUAUCUUUGUCUGGUAUCUAUCUAUCUAUCUAUCUAUCUAUCUAUCUAUCUAUCUAUCUAUCUAUCUAUUUUUGUCUGGUAUCUAUCUAUCUAUCUAUCUAUCUAUCUAUUCUUGUAUGGCAUCUAUCUAUCUAUCUAUCUAUCUAUCUAUCUAUCUAUCUCCGUAUCCGCCUAUACCCACCCAUGCUUGUAUCCCUUCUGUCAGUUUACGACGAUGUAUGUUUGUUAACCACUCAGUCUGUCUGUCUCUUUUUCUCUGUAUCUAUUCUUGUUGCCUUCUCUCGUCACAUUUUGCUUCUUAUUCUCCUUCUUAUCAUCAACCCUACUGACUCUCCUUCUUCGUUGCUUCCUUCGCUAUUUUCUCCUCCUCCUGCUCCCCUUUCUCUCCCUCCUCCUUCUCCCCAUUCUCUUCCUCCCCCUGCUACUCCCCUCCUCCUCCUCCUGCUGCUCCUCCCACUACUACUACUCCUGCUAAACCUUUCCAAGGCGAACUCAGUCUGUUUUAAGACCUCGCCGUCUUGCUCGCCAACCCAAAAUGUUUUACUCAGGCAGAAGAAUUUUGGUCCACUUAGCAAGGGAAACAUUGUUGUGUACGGACGGAUUAUUUUUCCUGUCGACAUUUUACCCAAACCGUCUGUUAUGCUUUCGAAAUCAUAA